Meriones unguiculatus (Mongolian gerbil) is the source of this 5749-nucleotide messenger RNA. RefSeq names its product serine/threonine/tyrosine interacting like 2 (gene Styxl2). The record is from RefSeq and is a predicted model, not a curated record. Lineage: Eukaryota; Metazoa; Chordata; Mammalia; Rodentia; Muridae. Gene Ontology annotation, cellular component: cytoplasm. Gene Ontology annotation, biological process: negative regulation of MAPK cascade; protein dephosphorylation. Gene Ontology annotation, molecular function: protein tyrosine/serine/threonine phosphatase activity; MAP kinase phosphatase activity.
CUAAGGUUUCUUGUUAACAGCUGUCCCUCAGAGAAGAAGCCCUCCAGAAAGGAGAGCGCUUGGUCUCUCUCUAGCCAGAGCUUUCGGUCAUUUCCCGGGGGUCCUCGGCCUUUGGUGUGGCCACACUAGCCCAAGAGAGAAGCUGUCAUGGCGACCGGUGGAGACCCAGAGGAGGAGCAGGUAGUUCCAAACGAGGAGGAAGAAGCCGAUGUGAGAGCCGUGCAGGCCCGCUACCUCCGGAGUCCCUCCCCAAGCCAGUACUCCGUGGUCUCAGAAGCAGAAACUGAAAGCAUUUUCAUGGAACCCAUCCAUCUCUCCUCAGCUGUCGCUGCCAAACAGAUCAUCAAUGAAGAACUCAAGCCUCGAGGUCUCAGAACAGACACCGAGUGUCCAGGCAUGCUGGAAUCCGCCGAACAGCUGCUGGUGGAAGACCUGUACAACCGUGUCAGGGAGAAGAUGGACGACAAGAGCCUGUUCAACACCCCCUGUGUGCUGGACCUGCAGCGGGCGCUGAUCCAGGACCGGCAAGAGGCCCCUCGGAAUGAGGUGGAUGAGGUCUGGCCCAACGUCUUUAUUGCCGAGAAGAGUGUGGCUGUGAACAAGGGGAGGCUCAAAAGGCUGGGAAUCACCCACAUCCUGAAUGCUGCACACGGCACAGGCGUUUACACCGGCUCUGAAUUCUACACCGGCCUGGAGAUCCAGUACCUGGGGGUGGAAGUGGAUGACUUCCCGGAGGUGGACAUCUCCCAGCAUUUCCGGAAGGCAGCUGAGUUCCUUGAUGAAGCACUGCUGACCUAUCGAGGAAAAGUCCUGGUCAGCAGCGAGAUGGGCAUCAGUAGGUCAGCAGUACUGGUGGUCGCCUACCUGAUGAUCUUCCACAGCAUGGCCAUCCUGGAGGCCUUGAUGACCGUGCGCAGAAAGCGGGCUAUCUACCCCAAUGACGGCUUCCUAAAACAGCUUCGGGAGCUCAACGAGAAACUGAUGGAGGAGAGGGAGGAGGAGUAUGGUGAGGAGGAGGGUGAGGAGGAUGCCAGGAGCACACUGGGUGCUAGAGUAAAUUCACUCAUGGUGGAAGAAGAAGAUGAUGCCACCAGCCACCUGAGUGGCUCCUCCUUGGGGAAGGCCAGCCAGGUCUCCAAGCCAGUCACCCUCAUUGAUGAAGAGGAGGAGGAGAAGCUAUAUGAAGAGUGGAAGAAGGGGCAGGGCCUCCCCAAGGGCGAGGCUGCUCAGGGUCGAAAGGGUAGUUGCUCUACCUCCUCGGCCCAGGAUGGGAAUGACUGUGAGGAUGAGGAUGUAGAAAGGAUAAUCCAGGAGUGGCAGAGACGAAAUGAGAGGUACCAAGCCAAAGUGCACCAACAGUGGAGUCGGGAGGAAGAAGAGGAGGAACAGAGGCCCUAUGUCAGCAGAAGGCGCAGACACACCCUAAGCGAGAGCAGCGCCUCGGAGAGCGUGAGCAGCCAGGACAUCCGGGUCUUGAAGCAGCAGCUGGAGAGGAGCAGCCAAAGCCGCAGUGGAAGACACCACUCUGACUCUGAGUCUACAGAGAGCACGUGGGACAUGUGGAAUGAGAGGCUGCUGGAGAUCGAGAGGGAGGCUGCCAGGAAGUACCAUUCCAAGAGCAGGCGGGAGGAGAUGGAUGCUGAUUCAGAGGCAGGGAGCAGGGUCCGAGAGGAUGACGAGGCGAGCGUGCUAUCUGAGGCCAGCUCCUUCUACAACUUCUGCAGCAGGAACAAGGACAAGCUCACUGCCCUGGAAAGGUGGAAGAUUAAGAGAAUCCAGUUUGGAUUUCACAAGAGAGACUCAGAGGUGGGAGAUGGAGGCAGUGAGCACGGCACGGAAGAGCCAGCAGCGGAGAAGAACCUCUCUGAUGUCAACCUGACAGCCUACCAGGCCUGGAAGCUGAAGCACCAGAAAAAGGUGGGCAAUGAGAACAAAGAGGAGGUCGUGGAGAUGAGCAAGGGAGAGGACGCAGCGUUGGCCAAGAAGAGACAACGGAGACUGGAGUUGCUGGAGAGAAGCCGGCAGACGCUGGAAGAGAGCCAGUCCAUGGGAAGCUGGGAGGCCAACAGCUCAGCUGCCAGCGGGAGCAUCCCUCUGUCUGCAUUCUGGUCUGCAGCCCCCUCGGUCAGUGGAGAUGGGGACACAGCGUCAGUGCUGAGCCAUCACUCUCAACUGUCCCAGCCUGCAAGUAACAUGCCGCCACCCCCGCUGCCUAACCUGCCAGUGGGGCCCGGAGACACCAUUUCCAUUGCCAGUAUCCAGAACUGGAUUGCCAGCGUAGUCAAUGAAACCCUCGCACAGAAGCAAAACGAAAUGCUCCUGCUGUCCCGCUCGCCCUCGGUUGCCAGCGUGAAGGCGGCAUCCGCAGCCAGCCUCCUGGGGGAUGACCAGACCUCGGUGCUCAGCGCCCCCCUAAGUGGACGCUCUGACGUGCAGUCUGUGCUGUCCUCCAGCAGCUCGCUGACCUCCGGGGCUGGAGGCGGCGGAAACAGAGUGAGGGGGACCAGCAAGCCCCUCUACAGCCUCUUUGCUGACGACGUGGACCUAAAGGAGCUGGGCCGGAAGGAGAGAGAGAUGCAGACGGAGCUGCAGGAGAAGAUGUCUGAGUACAAAAGGGAGAAGCUGGCCUCCGACAGCAAGCGCAGCUCUCUCUUCAAGAAGAAGAAGGCCAAGGAGGACGAGGGCAGCAGCGCGGGGGACAGAGAGGAGGACACGGACAGCGCCAUCGGGAGCUUCCGCUACUCCUCCCGCAGUAACUCCCAGAAGCCCGAGACAGACACCUCCUCCUCCCUGGCCGUCUCCGAUCACUAUGGAAACGGAGCCGGCAGCCGGAAGGAGACCGACAUUAGCACGUGGCUCAGCGGCCUCCGGCCGGAAGGAAGGUCUCCUCCCCAAAGCGAUUGGUCUGGAGGCUCCCGGGGGAGGUCCACCAGGUCGUCCCUGCUCCGCGAAACGGAAUCUAAGUCGUGCAGUUACAAGUUCUCCAAGUCCCGGUCAGAGGAGCAGGACACCACCUUCCACGCGGCGGACGGCAACGCCGUGAGAAGCACCUCGCGCUUCUCAUCUUCCGCCACCAAGGAGGCCAGGGAGAUGCACAAGUUCUCCAGGUCCACGUUCAGCGAGACCUCCAGCUCCCGCGAGGGGAGCCCAGAACCCUAUUUCUUCCGCCGGACCCCUGAGCCCUCCGAUGGGGAAGAGUCGCCAGAGCCAAGGCGCCCAAACUGGGCCAGGCCCAGGGACUGGGAGGAUGUGGAAGAGUCAUCCAAGACAGACUUCGCUGAGUUUGGGGCCAAGAGGAAAUUCACCCAGAGCUUCAUGAGGUCUGAAGAGGAGGGAGAGAAAGAGAGGACGGAGAACAGAGAGGAAGGGAGGUUCGCUGCCGGCCGCCAGUCCCAGUUCCGGAGAAGCACAAACCGGCAAGAGGAAGAAGAAAUGGACGACGAAGCCAUCAUUGCUGCCUGGAGACGGCGGCAAGAAGAAACCAGAACUAAACUGCAAAGGAGGCGGGAGGACUGAGCUGAAAAGGGCCCACACUGAAGGCAAUGGGAACACAGGAAGAAGCUAUUCAACUUGUCGCGGGGCUUGGGAACACUUUACCACAGCCUGCUAAGGGUUGAGCCGGGAGACAGCAUCUUCCAGAUGUGCAGAAAUGCAAGUGUCCAAGCAGAAAGGGCCUGGGGAAGAGAUAAGAGCCAUCCACGUGAGGCCCAAAUUCUGGACAGGCUGACCUCUAAGCUUUCGUGUUUCCCUUCUGUAUUUGAUAGUGUCCACUGCAGAGUGGAGCAGUCAGUCUACAAAACCGCUGAGGAAGACGGUGCUUGCAGAUUGUGGCUCUGUUUGUAGAGGCUUUGCAGUGAGACCCAGGUAACCUAUUCUGUAGUGGGUCUGACCGCUCCCUGCAAAUGCUCGUCUGCCGGUGGGUCUGCAUUAAAUUAGUAUCCUGUCAAAUAUUUCUUCACUCUGGUCAUUUCUAACCCUGGUUGUUAGAGGAACCUCGUUUGAAAAGACACAACCAGGAGCCAGCCACACCUGUCUGCUAUGUUCUGCGCUAAGGAGAACGAUGAAGGAUUUAGGCUAUGAUCCAGCCAGUGGCCAUACUAGAAAGCUUUGGAGAGAAACAGAAGAAACAUGCUUGCUCAUGUGAGGUAGAGAGGAUCCCCAUAGAAUAGCAAUAAAACAAGCAUGGAAGAGAGAUGAAAAGAUGCUCCAUUCCAAGUGAUGAGGACAUGAGUUUUGAAUGAGAGCCAGUGACCAUUCUUGCUUCUAAUUUACUGAAGGGUCAGUUAAGAAUGCAGUGGAUGACCUGCUUGAUCCUUCUUUGAACUCUGUAUGGGUUAGGUUGGUGAGGAUUGUUUACUCUUCUUUCCAAGGCUCUUGUGUCUCUAAAGCACAGCCUUUAUCAGUGAAGUUUCAGGAUUUGAACUUGUGUCCCCCUGAAUUAAUGUGGAGCAAACGUUGAAAGCAUGUGUCCUCUCAUUUCACUCUGAUGGGGAAGUAUCUGCUACAGAUGCCAUCCAUGGGACUCGUCCUUGAGGUUUCAUUUUCUGAAGGGAAGAAUGAAAGGAUCAUUAUGUUUGUAGCUUUCCAUAAAGAGCCAUGCAUGGCUCCAAGGCAUCAACCAUCAAUAAUUCCAGUUCCAGAACAAAGGUGGCAAAGAAAUCAUCACUGAGAGGAAAAAAGAGGGACCCACUGAUGGGAGCAAUAAUAAGAAGAAUCAUGUGAUCCAUUUGUCUGAAGCUAAGUUUCAUGGGACACAGAGCUCACACACCCUUUCUGUGUGUUAAUUCAGCAUCACACACUAUAGUAGGCCCACAAGACAACACCAGGUUGGCAGAAAGGGGGCCAAACUAAACAGCACAAACUCAGAAGGGCGCAAAAUGCCACCGGUGCCACUGGAUUAAUUCACCAGCCUUCACUCUCCUGCCUUAGCCACAGUUCAUCUCCCUCCACUGACUGAAGGAGAAAGAAGCCUUGAGAAAAGUAUUCAGCCCCUACCACAUUCGCCCUAUUCUCCCCUUUGCCUGCCUUCAGAUCCACUCCCUGGUUUCUGAGCCUCAGUGGGCCACCCCAUCAUUCAUAAAGAUGCUACUCUAAUUUAGCCCCCUGCAAGAAAGCUCAUACUAUCCAUGUUAUACAUUCUGUCAGUCAGACAGUUCAGUGUCCCCCCUUCCCCGCCCCCCAUCAUUUAUAUGGGAAAGCAUCUGAUGUAUGCACAGUCACCUGGUUAUUUACCUUUGAGCUUCAGUUUUCUGAAGGGAGAAGUAUCACUGAAUGAGGUCCCCCGCCUUUCCACCAGGAACCAGUUACUUUGCAUAUCUCUGUAUCUCUCUCUUUCUUGAUCUUGCUCCAGAAUACAUAAAUUAAUUUCACUCAUGUCAAGAUAGGCAAUGUGUUUUUAAAUCAGAACUAUUCCUAGUCAUUCCCAAUUCAUAUCUUGCUGAAUGAAUGUUGAGCACACAUCUGAGCUGUAUUGAUUUCUAAAUUGCCUAUCUUUCUCCAGGCCUGAAUGUAAGCCUGGGAGAAACGGACCUGGGGACAACCUGCACACCUCUGUUUGAGCCACAGGUUACAGGGGCAAUGGUGGCCUGCAGGGGCCAACAGGAAGACCGGUUCAGCUCAGUGGAAUAGUCCACCAGAAAAAGAUCAGUGUCCAGCCUCCAAGGAAAUGACUUUGCCUGCAGUGAACCCAGGGGUGACUGCUAGGGAUCCUGUACUCAAAAUUCUGAGAAUUCAGCUUGUUCCUAGAGUC